AUGAAUAGUCGAUUGCAGGAAAUACGAGAGAGACAGAAACUGAGACGGCAGCUUUUGGCACAACAGCUUGGAGCUGAAAGUGCUGACAGUAUUGGAGCUGUACUAAACAGCAAAGAAGAACAAAAAGAAAUUGAAGAGACGAGAGAAACGUGCAGGGCCUCCUUCGACACAUCCGUGCCCAGUGCAAAACGGAAAUGUCAGAACGAGGGUGAAGACACAGAGGAGGAUGUAGAAGCUCCCAGAGAUGAGGUGGAGCCACAGCAGCCUGAUGAGAACUCACCGUAUGAGGAAGUUUACAAAGAUUCUAGCACCUUCUUAAAGGGAACCCAGAGCUUAAAUCCUCAUAACGACUACUGCCAGCACUUUGUGGACACGGGUCACAGACCUCAGAACUUCAUCAGAGACGUCGGCUUGGCAGAUAGGUUCGAGGAAUACCCCAAACUAAGAGAGCUGAUCCGCCUGAAGGACGAACUCAUCUCAACUACAAACACCCCUCCCAUGUACUUGCAGGCCGACCUGGAAACGUUUGACCUGAGAGAUCUGAAAUGCAAGUUUGACGUGAUUCUGUUGGAGCCUCCACUGGAAGAAUACUACAGGGAGAGCGGCAUCAUCGCCAACGAACGCUUUUGGACGUGGGACGACAUAAUGAAGCUGGAGAUUGAAGAGAUCUCUGCUCUGCGUUCAUUUGUGUUCCUGUGGUGUGGUUCUGGAGAGGGACUAGAUCUGGGCAGGAUGUGUCUGCGGAAAUGGGGCUUCAGACGGUGUGAGGAUAUCUGCUGGAUUAAAACGAACAAGAACAACCCCGGCAAAACCAAAACGCUGGAUCCGAAAGCGGUAUUUCAGAGGACAAAGGAACACUGUCUAAUGGGUAUUAAAGGAACGGUGAGAAGGAGUACUGAUGGAGAUUUUAUCCACGCAAACGUCGACAUUGACUUGAUCAUUACCGAGGAACCAGAAAUGGGAAACAUCGAGAAACCCGUGGAGAUCUUUCACAUCAUAGAGCACUUCUGCUUGGGACGCAGGCGACUGCACCUGUUCGGCCAUGACAGCACCAUCAGACCAGGUUGGCUGACAGUGGGGCCGACAUUAACCAAUAGUAACUUCAACGCCGAGGCUUACUCCGCCCACUUCAGUGGCGCCAACUCCCACCUGACUGGCUGCACCGAGGACAUCGAGCGGCUCCGCCCUAAAUCUCCGCCCCCUAAGACCAAACCCGAACGGGGAGGCGGUGCACCCCGCGGGGGUCGAGGAGCACCUGCCACGGGGCGGGGCGAUCGCGGGCGGGAGAGGAACCGACCAAACUUCCGCGGGGAGAGGGGGGGUUUCAGAGGGCGUGGCGGACCUCACAGAGGAUUUCCCCCCCGUUAG
This is a messenger RNA of Chanos chanos (milkfish), 1368 nucleotides long. It is a transcript of the gene mettl14, whose product is annotated as methyltransferase 14, N6-adenosine-methyltransferase non-catalytic subunit. Gene Ontology annotation, molecular function: mRNA binding. Gene Ontology annotation, biological process: mRNA modification. Bases 1 to 1368 code for a protein of 455 amino acids. Gene Ontology annotation, cellular component: RNA N6-methyladenosine methyltransferase complex; nucleus. The transcript is spliced from 11 exons. Lineage: Eukaryota; Metazoa; Chordata; Actinopteri; Gonorynchiformes; Chanidae. The record is from RefSeq and is a predicted model, not a curated record.